AUGCGAUUAUCAGCGGCUACGUGGUCAAGAGACAACUCCGAGCUGAACUUGGCGCCAGCCGCGCUCCGGGACCGGGAGGCCGCGGACCGCAGCAGCAGCCCCGGGCACGACGCGGAGGCGGGCGGCGGGGCCGUGCCCGGUCGGCCCCGCACCAAGUUCUCGGCCGCGCAGCUGCAGGAGCUGGAGCGGAGCUUCCGCGAGCAGCGCUACAUCGGCCUCAACGAGAAGCGGCGCCUGGCCGCCGCGCUGAACCUCUCCCAGAGCCAGAUAAAAACCUGGUUUCAGAAUCGUCGUAUGAAGUUUAAACGUCAGACUCAGGAUGCCAGGGUGGAAGCUCUUUUUUCAGGCUUAUUUUUGCCCUAUCGUUACCCAGAUAUUGCCACAUCCAGCUAUUCUCAGGGGAUGGAUAUCAAUGCAUCUUCUGCUUCUGCUGUUUCCCUUCACCCAGCUAUGCCAAGCCCUGCCUUGUUGUUACCUUCUGUUCCAGCUCCGUCCCUUCAGCCAGUUUUGCCAAGUCCGGCUUUACUGUUGCCUCCCAGCCCAGGAUUAUCUUGUUACUCUUCUGUAAUUCCAGCAAUGACGCUAACCGAUGACCUUAAAAGACUGAGGUUCCAGCCAUAUCUUCCUUCCUGUUAA
This is a messenger RNA of Haliaeetus leucocephalus (bald eagle), 636 nucleotides long. It is a transcript of the gene VENTX, whose product is annotated as VENT homeobox. Lineage: Eukaryota; Metazoa; Chordata; Aves; Accipitriformes; Accipitridae. Gene Ontology annotation, molecular function: RNA polymerase II cis-regulatory region sequence-specific DNA binding; DNA-binding transcription factor activity, RNA polymerase II-specific. Bases 1 to 636 code for a protein of 211 amino acids. The transcript has 3 exons. The record is from RefSeq and is a predicted model, not a curated record. Gene Ontology annotation, biological process: regulation of transcription by RNA polymerase II.